This is a messenger RNA of Thamnophis sirtalis, 431 nucleotides long. The record is from RefSeq and is a predicted model, not a curated record. Lineage: Eukaryota; Metazoa; Chordata; Lepidosauria; Squamata; Natricidae.
AAGCUACAAAGUGCGCUUCAACAGCGUCUCCUCUUAUUCGGAUGCCCGGAAGUCUUCUACCGAUGGACCUGAAGCCAGGGACAACUUUGAGAGCGCUGGUCCUCUAGCCAACGUCAGGUUCUCCGUCUUUGGGCUGGGCUCACGGGCUUACCCUCACUUCUGCGCCUUUGCCCGUGCUGUGGACACCCUCCUGCAAGAGCUGGGUGGGGAACGGAUCAUGAGGAUGGGCGAGGGGGAUGAGCUGUGUGGUCAGGAGGAAUCCUUCAGAACAUGGGCCAAGAAAGUCUUCAAGGCAGCGUGUGACGUGUUCUGUGUGGGAGACGACGUCAACAUCGAAAAAGCCAACAACUCCCUCAUCAGCAACGACCGCAGCUGGAAGAGAAGCAAGUUCCGGCUAACCUACGUGGCCGAGGCCCCAGAGCUGACCCAAG